Molecule: messenger RNA, 2874 nt
Organism: Geodia barretti
Lineage: Eukaryota; Metazoa; Porifera; Demospongiae; Tetractinellida; Geodiidae
Source: the annotation of a GenBank genome assembly
AUGCCCCGACCACGGCAGAAGAUAGACAGCGCUUCACCAAGCCUCGGGAGUAAAGAAACGAUUCGCGAGGAAGGCGUCAAUACCCUAUUCGCCCAGUUGCUCCGAGACCAGGGCAUCUCUGCCCGCGCCGAGCGCCGGAGCCGCGGUACCACUCCCGACAUCCGCGUGACGCUGAAGACCGGCGACACAGUGUUGUUGGAAUGCAAGUGGGAGGAUUCCGUCAGCCAGUUGGAAAACCAGCUUGACACUCGCUUACAGCAAUUCCCGGACGCGUUGGGCGUUAUUGGCGUCCUCUAUCCCGAAGGUUUGAAAUUCCUGGACGAUACCCGCGAAGGCCUAGAAAACGCCGGCGAUCUCGAAUGGUGGCUCCACGGCUCUAAGGGUGCCCUCGCAACCGAACGCCUCUCCCGCUUCGGUUCUCCUGACGACAUCGCUGACCAGCUACGUGUGCUGGCGUUGGAACUCGAAGGCUCCGAUCGCGUUGUCGCGGCCGCUGGAGUCAUCGAACACGCGGUGGAGCAAUCGGCAAAGCAAUUGUCCGCACACGCUCGGAUUUCCCGGCGUGUCAAGGACAUGAUCGCCAAAACCGAUCAGGAGAAUGACCGCGAAAAGGCUUUGCGAAUCGGAUGCCUCGUGAUUUUCAACGCUCUGGCGUUCCACUUGCGACUCGCCUCUUCCAAUGAUGACGUCCCGACGGUGGCCGAAGCGUGGCGAGACGGUAUUCCUGGACUUUACCAAGCUUGGCGUUAUAUCUGCGACAACAUCGAUUACGUGCCCGUUUUUGACCUUGCCUCCGGCAUCCUGGAUAUUCUCAUCGACGGCCCGACUGAAUUGCAUGAACCGGUGCUCUCGCCCCUCCUCAAAGCGAUUGCAGAUACCAGCCAAUUGGAAGGACACGACCUAUCCGGGAGACUUUUUCACACGUUGCUCACGGACGCCAAGUUCACUGGCGCUUACUACACCUCUGUUCCGGCUGCCACUCUUCUUACACGGCUCGUGUUCCACGAUUGGCCAGUGGGCGUUGACUGGAGCGACCACGAAUUUCCUGCGUCGCUCAAUGUAGCCGAUAUCGCCUGUGGUACUGGAACGCUGCUGAUGGCCGUGGCCGCCGAAGCCGAACGCCGCCACACCGAAGCCGGUGGACAAAACGUUGCUGCGUUGCACAAAGCGAUGGUGGAGCAAGCCCUCCACGGCUAUGACGUCCAACUUUCAGCCGUACACUUCGCCGCCACCAGUUUGGCGAUGCUCAACCCGAGCAUCCAGUUCGACCGCAUCAACCUCUACGUUAUGCCGUUGGGAGCGGACGGUGACGACGUUUCUUUGGGUUCCUUGGAUUUCCUGGGAGAAAAUCAAGCCGCCGUCCAGUACGCCCUUUCCCCAGACUCUAUGGGCGGCAGCGGCCGAACGAUCCGCGACGCCGGUCGCGUGGCCGGCAGUGGUCCCAACGGAAACCGGGAGGCGGAACUUGCCACCCUCCCCGACUUGGACUUAGCGAUUAUGAACCCGCCCUUCACCCGUUCCGUGGGCGGAAAUCUCCUGUUCGGAAGCCUGCCCGCUCCGGAACGGCGCAAGUUGCAGAACGAACUAUCUCGUCGCCUCAAGUCUCGCCAGGCUACCGCUACCGCAGGCCUCGGAGCCGCGUUCGUGGCCGCCGCGUCCCCAAAGCUACGGCCCGGCGAAGGUCGUCUCGCCCUGGUACUGCCGGCCACCGUCUGCACUGGGCCAUCCUGGCAACAGACCCGUGCUCUUAUUGAGCGAGACUUCACGCUUGACGUGGUGGUCAUCUCCCACGACCCGCAACGCUGGAAUUUCUCAGAUAGCACCGACCUCUCCGAAGCUUUGCUCAUCGCCACUCGACGACAACCCGCCAACGGCAACGGAGACGCCCCCGAACACCGCACUACUUUCGUCAGCCUGUGGCAGAACCCUAGCGGCGUCCUCGACGCUCACCGCGCCGCCCAAGUUAUCAUCGACACCGCACCGGCCAACGUCGAAGCAACCGGCGCAUCCCUUCUGGAGGUGGAUGGCCGACACAUCGGUGAACUGCUAUCUAUUCCCGAAUCCCGGCUUAUUGGCAAGAAAUGGGCCGGAGUGCAGUUCGCCCGCGCUGACUUGACGCGCAGUUCCCUCCGCCUCUUGGACCACGGGGAAGUGUGGGUUCCCGGCGAAUCAACCACCGGCAAGAUCCCCCUCUGCCCGCUCGGUGAACUCGGGCAGAUCGGCCCCGAUCGGCGUCGACUGGUAGAUGGGUUCGACCGGACAACUUCCCAGACAGCCUACCCGAUGGUUGAAGGACACGAUACCGAGCAACGAAUGUCCCUCGCCUGUACGCCGGAUGCCUACUUGUCACCGUUAGUUAGUCCUAAAGGCGGACAGCGCCCGGGAUAUGGCGAUCACCUCUGGCAACAAGCCGGCCGUCUGCUGGUUGCCGAACGGCUUUGGCUGGAAACCACUCGAGUCAUCGCGAUGCGAUCUGAAGCACGGGUGCUAUCCAAUGUUUGGUGGCCCGUCAAGGUCGACGAUAUCUCGCACGAGAAGGCACUGGCAGUUUGGCUCAACUCCAGCCUAGGUCUGCUGACUAUUCUGGCGCAACGUACCAGCACCAGAGGUGGCUGGGUCGCGAUGAAAAAGGCGGAUCUGGAGGUGUUGCCGGUUCUCGACUCGCGAGCGAUGUCAACGGAACGGUUGCAAGCUUGCGCCGAACUGUUCGACUCAUUGAUUGAGGACGAAUUCCAGCGCCUUCCGGCUAUGACCGAUUGCCCGGUCCGCCAACGCCUCGACACCGGCAUCUCCAAAAUCAUGGGCCUUCCCGACCUUGAUGGGCUACGCCGCCUGCUAGCCUCGGAGCCAGUGGUUUCCAACCGUCGGUUAUGA